This is a messenger RNA of Malus domestica (apple), 1186 nucleotides long. RefSeq names its product serine/threonine-protein kinase Aurora-3. The record is from RefSeq and is a predicted model, not a curated record. Gene Ontology annotation, biological process: regulation of cytokinesis; mitotic spindle organization; protein phosphorylation. Gene Ontology annotation, cellular component: spindle midzone; spindle pole centrosome; chromosome passenger complex. Lineage: Eukaryota; Viridiplantae; Streptophyta; Magnoliopsida; Rosales; Rosaceae. Gene Ontology annotation, molecular function: ATP binding; protein kinase activity.
CCAUAUGCUGGUCUGGUCUGUCUCUCUGGCUUUUCAAUUCCCAGAAACUCUCCCUCAAGAAAGAAAAAUCCCAGAAUUCCAUUCCGGAAAAAACCACGGGAAAAUGGAAUCGAAAACCCAGAAACCGCAAGAAUCCUCGAAGAAAGAUUGGUCCUUGCGAGACUUCGAGAUCGGAAAACCCCUCGGAAAGGGGAAAUUCGGCCGAGUCUACGUCGCCCGAGAAGCCAAGAGCAAGUACGUAGUGGCAUUGAAGGUAAUAUUCAAGGAGCAGAUCGAAAAGUACAAGAUUCAGCAUCAGCUGAGGAGGGAGAUGGAGAUCCAGACCAGCCUCCGCCACCCCAACAUCCUCCGCCUCUACGGCUGGUUCCACGAUGACGACCGCAUCUUCUUGAUCCUCGAGUACGCUCACGGCGGAGAGCUCUACGGACUUCUCAGGAAAACUACCUACCUUUCGGAGAAACAGGCCGCCACUUAUAUUUUGAGCUUGACUGAAGCAUUGGCGUAUUGUCACGAAAAGCAUGUGAUUCAUAGGGACAUCAAGCCUGAAAAUUUGCUAUUGGAUCAUGAGGGUCGAUUGAAAAUUGCAGACUUUGGAUGGUCUGUACAGUCAAGAAGCAAGAGGCAUACCAUGUGUGGAACUCUAGAUUAUUUAGCACCAGAAAUGGUGGAGAACAAAGCUCAUGAUUAUGCUGUUGAUAACUGGACUUUAGGCGUUCUUUGCUAUGAGUUCCUCUUUGGUAUUCCUCCCUUUGAGGCCGAAAGUCAAAAGGAUACAUUCAAAAGGAUAAUGAAGGUUGACCUAAGCUUCCCAGCUGAACCUCAAGUUUCCGCGGAGGCUAAACAUCUCAUUACCAGGCUUCUCGUCAAGGACUCCUCAAAGAGGCUGUCUCUUCAAAAGAUCAUGGAACACCCUUGGAUAAUCAAGAACACAGAUCCCUCCGGCAUUUGCAAAUAGCUUGCGUUUCUUGCUUUCAUCAUGCUCUAACCAUGGAAGUGAGCGCAGCUGAAUUUUGUAAAUUUCGGUCAGAAUCUCAUCGGACAAGAGACGAUUAAUUUCUCUAAUAUAUGCUAAGGAAGUCUUGUAACUUGUCAACAUUGAUCACAUCAGUUGCUGGCUGAGUAUGCUUUAAUAUACUUCUCAGUUCUGACUGUUCCCAGUAAAUAGUAGACAUAUAUCUAAAGGUUU